AUGGAAUCAGUGAGGUGGAGAAAAAAUUCAUGGAUUCUAACUUUGCAGUGCGCUGUGAUGUUUUUCGCUUUGCAAAACCAAUCUUGUUCAGCUGCUUGUGGUCCUCCCAAAGUUCAAUGUGCCGCUCAUACAAAGAACUGUCAUCUCACAAACUUCCGCGGUGAAUGGGAGGAUCAAAUGCACUGCAAGGCCGCCAAGGCGUUUUUCCCCAAGACAGAAUCCCAGCUUAUCCACGCAGUUGCAUAUGCCGUCAAGAAAGAGAAAAAAGUAAAAGUCAUCACUGGGAGUGCACAUUCGCUGAACCGUUUCGCAUGCCCUGGUGGAAACAGCGGCGUUGUCAUCAGCACGAGGGACUAUAAUUCCCGAAUCAAGAUCGACGCGAAAUCCAUGACGGUUACAGUUGACGCAGGGGUUGAGAUGAGAAUACUCCUGGAUGCACUCGCAGCGAAGGGGUUUGCGUUUCCUCACACGACCGACUGGGAUGGGUUGUCCAUGGCCGGAGUGAUUAGCACGGCAGCUCAUGGGAGCAGUUUGUGGGGAAAGGGCGGCGGAAUCCACGAUUAUGUGGUGGGCAUUAGCAUUGUGAUUCCGGCGCCUGCAGAACAGGGCUACGCAAAGCUUAUUCAUUUGACAGAGAAAGACGAGGAAAUCAAAGCCGCUAGGGUUUCACUGGGAGUACUGGGAGCCAUUUCUCAAGUGACCUUUGCUGUGGAGAAGAUGUUCAAGCUUUCCGUAACCCUGAAGCUAAAAAAAGACUCGGAUCUUGAAAAUUCGUUUGUAGAGUUUGCUGAAUCGCACGAGUUUGGGUCAAUGAAUUGGUAUCCUUCAUUCUCUAAAGUGGUCUACUCAAAACGGGACAGAGUCUCCCCUGAUGUCUCGGGGAACGGGAAAUUGGCCCCGAAGUACGCUCAACCGGCGACGGUGAAGAGUGUUGUAGAAAACAGGGCAAUUGAGGAAUUGAACAAUGCGAAGAUAAAUGCGAGUAAUCUCUGCAAGUUAGUGAGGUCGCAGGUCGAGCAAGGUAUUAAGACAGGGAAUGGAUAUCUGAACGAUGGGCAGACUUUCAGAGGCUUUCCUGUGGUGGGUUAUAAUCAUCUUUUGCAGAGCUCCUCGGGUUGCCAGAUCGAUGCCCGCAAUAAGGAGAACAAUCUAUGUCCGUGGAAGGCGAAGCAAUUAAACUGCAAUGAUACUAUUUGCAAUUGGGACACGGAAGUGAAGGGCAACUACUAUCAUCAUACUUCCAUUGCAAUCCCUCUGUCGAGAGUAACGGAAGCCAUUAGAGACCUGAAGCAGCUUCGCGACAUGGAUCCUAGUGCAUUUUGCACCCUUGAUUCCUAUCUAGGAGUGUUAUUUCGGUAUUUUAAGGAGUCCACCGAUUACUUGUCCCAUAAGGAAGAAAGCGUUGCGAUUGAAUUUAUUUACUUCCGUUACCGAGAGCUGGGAAGGCCGCGAUGGAAUGGGCAUGUAAUGGAUGAGAUUGAACAGAUGCUUUUGCAGAAGUAUGGAGGAGUGCCGCACUGGGGGAAGAAUCGGGUGUAUACCUUCGACGGAACAGCCAAACGAACUAUGAAUCUGGGCAAGUUUUUGGAGGUAAAGAAACAGUUGGAGCCAAAAGGGCAUUUCUCUAGCGACUGGUCGGAUGGAGUGCUGGGGAUAGGUAAAGGUGUACAAAUAUGGCGAGAUGGAUGUGCUUUAGAUGGGCUCUGCGUUUGCAAAGAAGAUCGUCAUUGUGCUCCGGAAAAAGGAUUCGUUUGCAGAGCUGGGAAAAUUUGGAAGAACGCUAGUGUUUGCAUGCAACUGCGAUACUGA
Cryptomeria japonica (Japanese cedar) is the source of this 1809-nucleotide messenger RNA. RefSeq names its product L-gulonolactone oxidase 2-like. Bases 1 to 1809 code for a protein of 602 amino acids. Gene Ontology annotation, molecular function: D-arabinono-1,4-lactone oxidase activity; FAD binding. The record is from RefSeq and is a predicted model, not a curated record. The transcript is spliced from 2 exons. Gene Ontology annotation, cellular component: membrane. NCBI's taxonomy places the organism in Eukaryota, Viridiplantae, Streptophyta, Pinopsida, Cupressales, Cupressaceae.